Molecule: messenger RNA, 7283 nt
Organism: Rattus norvegicus (Norway rat)
Lineage: Eukaryota; Metazoa; Chordata; Mammalia; Rodentia; Muridae
Gene: Sema3e
Product: semaphorin 3E
Biological process (GO): regulation of cell shape; gonadotrophin-releasing hormone neuronal migration to the hypothalamus; regulation of plasma membrane bounded cell projection organization
Cellular component (GO): extracellular region
Molecular function (GO): receptor ligand activity; semaphorin receptor binding
Source: RefSeq, a predicted model, not a curated record
AGGGUGAGGACCUGUCUCCCUAGGCUGGCGGGCGGGUCAGAGCCCGGGAGAUGCGGCGAGGCACGUGGGCUGGAGACACUUCCUAGAAACGCGCACGGGCUCAACCCUGCCUGAACUUUCCUGUAAACAGAGCGCUGACAGGCGGCAUCCCCACUGGGUGGAUCCCGCGCUCCUGGCGCAAGUGGCACUUCUUGCUUUUAAUUAUCGAGAGGAGAGGCGAAUACGAACUAGCUGCACGGCAAGUCAGUGCAGGAGGCUGACUUCUGCGAGGCUUGCGGGGAGGCUGGGGGAAGAGCUGGGGGAGGCUGCUGCUCUGCUCCGGCUGUUUUCUCAAUGAAUAGCUGGCGGGGAGACUGAAGCUAGCCACAGCCUCCUCCUCACUCCGCGGCUGGGUGACGGCGACAGCUCCAGCCGGGACCUGGCUCUCAAGACGCGCUCCUUGGAAUGUCCUCUUGCUCUGCGCUUCUAACCCACGGGUCCCCAGGACAGAAAGGCUUUCCGGAUCCAAAUAUUGGUCGGCAAAUGGUACUUGGGAAUGGUAUUUUCUGAUGACAACCCCUUCUGUUUGUGACAAAGCCUGUCGCCCGCAGUUGCCCCUGAAGAGAAGUACGAAGUAAAACUCAGUCCUGCCUUAAAGUGUGGCUGAGGGACCAGAGGAGAGUCAGCACGCACCAUGGCACCGACCGGACACAUCCUCACCUUGCUGCUCUGGGGUCACCUGCUGGAGCUCUGGACCCCAGGUUACACUGCGAACCCCUCCUAUCCCAGGCUACGACUGUCUCAUAAAGAACUCUUGGAACUGAACAGGACGUCAAUAUUUCAAAGCCCCUUUGGUUUUCUUGAUCUCCACACAAUGCUGCUGGAUGAGUAUCAAGAACGGCUCUUUGUGGGAGGCAGAGACCUUGUCUAUUCCCUGAACUUGGAACGCGUCAGUGAUGGCUACAGAGAGAUAUACUGGCCUAGCACAGCAGUAAAAGUAGAAGAAUGCAUAAUGAAAGGAAAAGACGCAAAUGAGUGUGCCAAUUAUGUCCGGGUUUUGCAUCACUACAACAGGACACACCUUCUGACCUGUGCUACGGGAGCCUUUGAUCCACACUGUGCCUUUAUCCGAGUCGGGCACCAUUCAGAGGACCCCCUGUUUCACCUGGAGUCACACAGAUCUGAGAGAGGAAGGGGCAGAUGUCCUUUUGACCCCAACUCCUCCUUUGUGUCCACACUAGUUGGUAAUGAACUGUUUGCUGGGCUCUACAGUGACUACUGGGGCCGAGACUCAGCGAUCUUCCGCAGCCUGGGGAAGCUCGGCCAUAUCCGCACCGAGCAUGACGAUGAGCGGCUGCUGAAAGAACCAAAAUUUGUAGGUUCAUAUAUGAUUCCUGAUAACGAAGACCCAGAGGACAACAAAAUGUACUUCUUCUUCACUGAGAAGGCAUUGGAGGCAGAGAACAAUGCCCACACGAUCUACACCCGAGUGGGGCGGCUGUGCGUGAAUGACAUGGGAGGACAGAGAAUCCUGGUGAAUAAGUGGAGCACAUUCCUCAAAGCACGGCUGGUUUGCUCAGUACCAGGGAUGAAUGGAAUUGACACACACUUUGACGAAUUAGAGGAUGUGUUUUUACUGCCUACCCGAGAUCCCAAGAAUCCAGUGAUAUUUGGACUAUUUAAUACUACCAGCAAUAUUUUUAGAGGCCAUGCUGUAUGUGUGUAUCACAUGUCAAGUAUCCGGGAAGCCUUUAAUGGCCCAUAUGCACAUAAAGAAGGCCCUGAAUAUCACUGGUCACUGUAUGAAGGAAAGGUCCCCUACCCAAGGCCUGGUUCUUGUGCCAGCAAAGUGAAUGGAGGAAAGUACGGAUCCACCAAAGACUACCCUGACGACGCCAUCCGAUUCGCAAGGAUGCAUCCACUAAUGUAUCAGCCCAUAAAACCUGUCCAUAAAAAACCAAUACUGGUAAAAACGGAUGGAAAAUAUAACCUGAGGCAACUAGCAGUGGACCGAGUGGAAGCGGAGGAUGGCCAGUAUGACGUUUUAUUUAUUGGAACAGACACAGGAAUCGUGCUGAAAGUAAUCACAAUUUACAACCAAGAAACAGAGUGGAUGGAGGAAGUCAUUCUGGAGGAACUUCAAAUAUUCAAGGAUCCAGCCCCUAUCAUUUCUAUGGAGAUUUCUUCAAAGAGGCAACAGCUCUAUAUUGGGUCAGCCUCUGCUGUGGCACAAGUCAGAUUCCAUCACUGUGACAUGUACGGCAGCGCCUGUGCUGACUGCUGCCUGGCUCGAGACCCUUACUGUGCCUGGGAUGGUAUCUCCUGCUCCAGGUACUACCCGACAGGUGCACACUCAAAGAGGAGAUUCCGCAGGCAGGAUGUUCGGCACGGCAACGCCGCCCAGCAGUGCUUUGGGCAGCAAUUUGUGGGAGACGCUUUGGAUAGGACUGAAGAGAGGCUGGCUUAUGGCAUAGAGAGCAACAGUACUUUGCUGGAAUGCACCCCACGAUCACUACAAGCAAAAGUUGUCUGGUUUGUACAGAAGGGACGCGACGUAAGAAAGGAAGAGUCCCUGGAUCACCUCUCCACACUCCCACCUUCUUCCCGAAAUGCCCAUUGGAAUGAUCUAAAGCAGUCCAAGUCCACAUCUGCAUAAUAGAUAGCUAUACAAUGUAGUAGACAUGGAUGAGCUGUAAAGGUAACACUGUUGUCGUACAUGUCUUACUUCCUUUAAAACUCCUCACCACGAUGUAUACCACAUCCUUGAUUCAAGGAUCUCUCCUUCAUUCUGGUGGAAACUGAACAUCAUACAAAUAUAUAUUCAUUGUAACUUCUGUUGUGUUAAUAACAGUCAUUUCUGCAAACAACACUGAUAGACCCAAGCAUGAAUCUGUCAGCAUUGUUCAUUUCUGUGACUAUUGCCAGUGUGUGUGUAUGUGUGUGUGUGUGUGUGUGUGUGUGUGUGUGUGUGCAUGCGCGUGUGUGUGCGCACGCGGGUGCACGGGGUGUAUGCAUACAUUGCAUGGUGUAUGAUGUGUAUGUGUCAGUGAGGUCAUGUAGGUGAUGGUCAGAACACAAAUUUUAAGACUGAGUUCUCUACUCCUUGGGUUACAAUGAUCAAGUGUAGGCCAUCAAUCUCACAUAGCAAGAAAUUUUAUUCUACAAGCCAUUUUGCACAUCGUGGAUGUUUUAAAUAUGGUGGUUACUCAAAUUUCAAUUCUUAUUCAUGAUGACUUUCAGUGUCAUCAUUUGUUAGAAAAAAAAACAACUUUCAUUUUUUCACAUUUGUUCCCUGUACCAUCCUAGACUUCCACAAUGGAGACAAGAAGCAGUUCACUCUCUAGUUGGCAAUAAUCUCUGUCAUAUAUAUUAGAGCAUAAUUUAGGAUAAAAAAUUUUACUUUUAUCUUACCAGAUAUAUUUUUUUCUCUAAGUCAACCAUUGUUUAUAUCCAAUAUGGGUCAGAUACGUAAAACAAUAUAUUGUUGGCCUUUGUUUUUUGACAAAAUUGAUUUUGUUACUUGGUUAUAAUGUAUUCUGUGUUGAUCCAAUUUAAGGUCUAUGUCUGCCUCUUUCCAUUGCAAGACAUGGAACCACGUGGCUUGUACACAUGGGAGCCACUGCUUUCUUCUGACCAGCUCCCAGAUGUGCACAGCUCCUGAUGCAGUUAUGUUUUUAUUUGAUAUAAUGGCACAUCCUGAAUCAAUAUUUGUAGUAAAGAAUAUUAAAACCAUUUUUAGUAAGAAAUGCUGUGUUCAUAUAGAUUGCCCAGAAGAAUAUUUGAUAGAAUGAUGUAUUAUUGUGCCAUCUUCUUGACCACAGAAAUCUGGACUGCAGAUAGAGGACAAUCACAGCUGUGUGAAAACAAUGCUGUAAUCAAGAUUUGAUGAUGGGUAUGACUAAGUUAGCGAAAGCAGAAGAAUUAAAUCACAGAAGGAAUGCAAGUGCAAAUUUCUAAGUCGUAUUUAUUUUUAGGUAUCCAUUAACCGCAGAAGGCACAUUCAACUUUUAAGGCUAUGUAACUUACACAGUGGACACUGGGAAUUGUAAUAGCACUUAUUCCUGGGGGGAAAAUGUGAAUUCUCUGUAACCAAGAAGGGCAAAAAAAAAUUACGAGAAUAACAUCAUUUUUGUUGUGCAAAUAACCAACGUAAAACAAUUCCCAUGGUAACUGUCGUGUUUCUCUGAUAUGGUCUGGGCUUUAUAUGCCUACAGUGACUUGCUUCUCAAACUUCAACAUGUAGUUAUGGAUGAAAUAUUACCUUAUGAUAUCAGACAUCAAACAUACCCCUAAUUUCACUGAACACAGGCUUAGAGCUCAUCUAUUUUUCAUUAAGUGUCUGACUAGGUGCAAGGUGAGUUUUUCAUGUGCUAUUCACUCUAACAGGAGACAGGAAGGAGACAGAAGAUGAUACUCACUGUAGGUGUUUGUAGGUGCAUGUUUUUUCUAGUGAAGCCAAUGCCCUAGACCGUCCUUACUUAUGUGUGCUGCAACUGUCUUUCCUGAGUCAUGGGCUGUUACCAGAAUCAUGCUGUCUUCCUUGCUAUUCAGAUCACUAUUAGGGAGUUCUAGGAAAUAUGAGUGUUAGAUCCAUUUUCACGGACAUACAGCACCCAAGGGCAAAUUGAUACAUUUUGUUUACACUGUAUUCUGAGCCCAGCACUUGUUGUGUAAUGACUCAUGAAAAAUAAGAACACCAGUUCCCUUCAUGACCUUGUCACAUGAUUAAAGAGAGGAACAUUGUUUUGAAAAGAAAAUGACUUAAAGAAUAUGUUAAAUAUCUUAUGCGUUACGAACACCAGUGAUGGUGAGUUGUAAAAUGACAUGAAAGAUUCUUAUGAGCUGUAAGGGAGGUAUUAUAAAGCAAAUGAAAUUUAAACCGAGGCCUAAAAUGUAAAUGAGCUAGCAUACACUAGAAAAGAUUUCACUGAAGAAAAGAAACACACACACACACACACACACACACACACACACACACACACACACAAAACCACCAACCGAAGAGUACACAUGGACAGACCCAUGGCUCCAUCCGCAUAUGUAGCAGAGGAUGGCCUUGUUGGGCAUCAGUGGGAGGAGAGGCCCUUGGGCCUCUGAAGGCUCAAUGCUCCAGUGUAGGGGAAUGCCAGGGCGGGAAGGUGGGGGGGAGUGGGUAUGUAUGGGGAGGACCCUUAUAGAAGCAGGAAGAUGGGGACUAGGAUGUGGUGUUUCUGGAGGGGAAACCAGGAAAGGGGAUAACAUUUGAAAUGUAAAUUAAAAAAAUACCCAAAAAGAAAAGAAAAAAAAAACAAAACAGAUGAAAGAAUGUUGGGAAUGCUUUGCUCCUACGAAAUCAUCUUGCUGGUGUGUGAACUGGCCCAGUGGGUAAACAUGCUUGUUGUCAAGGAUGAGGUUGCUUAUGGGACCCACCUAGUGGAAGGAGACCUCUUACAAGCUGUCCUCUCAUUUCCACAUGCAGACCAUGGCACAUGUGCUCUGUGUGUGUGUGCACAUGCACACACACAAUAAUACAUACACACAUAUAUACAUAUAUAUGAACAUAUGUAUGUACAUAGGCUAGAAGAGAAAACAUGGUGGCAGUACCAGGAAUGAAAGCAGACAGAAUUAGAGAAAGAAAUAUUUGAUUCUUUAAGUAUUCUGGAUGUCCCUGUCACCUGCUCUCAAAGAUGUAAUGUCUGCUUGAACUCUGACACAUCUUAAAGGGUUUAUUAUAUAUUUAGAAGAAUGGAGAAAUGAAUGCUUUGUAUUCUUGUUGUAUUGAUCUUUCAAUAUUUGAAAUAAAACAUUCUUAUAUUGUUGAAAAUUUUUGCAAACAAGGAAUUUAAAAGUCUGCAUACCCUUAAAAUUAUUUAGUAUGAUGAUUUUUUUCAUGGAAAUGAUUGUCUCCAUAAGAUAAUAUGGAACAAUAACUAUAAUGUGUGUGUGUGUGUGUGUGUGUGUGUGUGUGUGUGUGUAAAACUUUCUUCCUACUGCACUGUAUGUCAUGUAAUUUCAUAUUCCAACACUUAUUUCAAAUGCUUCCUUUUUCUACAUUGUACUACAUAGGGAUGCUGUUUGGGCUCAUUUGAUUGGGACAUACCAUCGGUGUGAUGAACCCAUCUUUGCUUUUCUUACAUCUGGGAAACACUUAAGUUUUGAAAAUGGUUCACAUUUUAUGGUAAACACAAAUAUUAAUACCGUGCUCCAUCUUCCAUAUGAUAAGAAAUACAGUUUUUAAGUAAGUAUUGGCCUUGGGAUAACAAACACAGUGACUUAAAACAUACUCGUGGGAAAGUCGCUAACCUCAGAAAUGAUCACUUUGGCUCCCUGCUGUGGGAAACAGCUUGUCAUGCUGGUCACCUGAGCGACUCACAUCUUCAUGGACAAGCAAAUGCUCUGAAGAAGCGUAGGUCCUUAUUAGUUUGUUAAAGAAAAGAUGAAGGAUGCCAGGGAAAACCUCUGUGAUACAUGUAUGUGCAACAUUGCAUGUGCACAUGUAGAGAGGAGGUGAGGAGGUACAAAGAUCGAAAGGAAGGAGAAAUGUCAUGUGACUGGACGAGGAUAUAUGCAGUAUAUAGCCAUUUCUCAGGGCUACAUCAUGCCAUUCAUCAGCAGACAUCGAAAAUCCUCCCAGUCAGUGAAGAGAGCAGAGUUCCUCCAACACUGCUAAGGAGGAUCUGAUGGAAAGAAUGGACAGAAGGAAGGUUCGGGAAGUCUGCUGUGAGACCAAAUGAGACAGAGCAGUGUGGAGUCUAACACUGGCAUAAAAACCAAUGAGGACAAAGCAUCUUUUUCUGGUCACCACUGAAGAAAUGUUCAUAUGGAUUUGUUACAAGUUGUCUAUGAGGAUAGACACAUAGAUAGGAGAUAGAUAGAUAGAUAGAUAGAUAGACAGAUAGAAGGCAGAGAGAUAAAUAUAAGUAUUCAUUGAUAGAGUUUGCGAGUCCUGGAAUGAUUAUAUAAUUUUUAGAAUUGGGAAGUGGCAAACGGAAGGGGUAGUUUCAGUGGAAGAUUAGUAUAUCAUAGUUGCUAAAGACCGGUAUAAAUCUUAGUAUUAUUUAAAUUAACAUAAAGGCAGUGGACUGUCUGUAUAAUGUGUGACAUUUUAGGGAAACUGGUUGAAACAAAGAAAUAGAAAGGUCACAAUACAUGGAAUUUAUUUUUGGAAGACUAGGAAAUCUGAUGAUAAAACAAAGAACUAAGGAAAAGAAUCAUUCAUUGGGGUUGGGGAUUUAGCUCAGUGGUAGAGCGCUUGCCUAGCAAGCGCAAGGCCCUGGGUUCGGUCCCCAGCUCCCAAAAAAAAAAAAAAAAAAAAAAAAAAAGAA